GGCAGAUUUCCAUUUGAAAAUCGAUGUGCAACCGCAAUUCUUGCUGGUGAUCCUGUCAGUGUCGCUGCUGGGGGUUUGGUGGUGCUGCAAGAGGAAUGAGACUCUACCUCCAGUGGUCGAGGUGCAGGGCUUUCAGAUCCCAGUAGAUCAGCUGAUCCACACCAAGGACCCGCGAACAGCAUAUCUGUUGCUCUUUGCUGCCGGCCUGGUUGGUUGUCAUCACUUCUAUUUGGAUCGUUUGCUGCACGGAUGCCUUGCAGCUACCCGAACUUCCUGGGUGUUGGCUGGCUGUUGGACCUCUUCUGCAUUCCGUACUACACCAGCAGUUUCAACCGGACAGCGGCUCCAGGGGCCCCCAGAGACCGAAGUUGCGGCAGGCUCCUCUGCUAUUUGCCCUUGGUGGCCUGUGUUGCCACCUGCACCCUUUUCACCGUUGUGCUGGGCUUGCCAUCUGUGGUGCAUAGCACUGGAUUGAUGGACCUGGAACAACGCAUGGCAGGCACUGGUGGCAACCCCUACGUGAUCUUAGGGAUCGACCGCGAAGCUGACUCAGAAGAGAUUCAAAAGGCCUAUGACGCCCAGCUUCGGGAGGUGGAGAGUUCACAGGAUUGCAAGGCUGAGAAGAACGGCAAAGCUUGCAGGAGGAAGAAGAAAGAUUUAAAGAAGGCCUUAGACUUUGCUAUGAAGAAACAGGGCAAGAGCACCACGGGCACCACGGGCACCACGGGCACCACGGGCACGGGCAGCACGGGCACUUCGAGAGACUCCACCAAGGCGCGGCGAGCCAAACGUCGCGCCAAGCCAAAGGACAAGAAGGACCCCAUCGAUCAGUGGUUUGAUCAACGAAGGCCUGAACCGCGAGUUGAUGUCUAG
Molecule: messenger RNA, 873 nt
Organism: Cladocopium goreaui
Lineage: Eukaryota; Dinophyceae; Suessiales; Symbiodiniaceae
Source: the annotation of a GenBank genome assembly